Physella acuta is the source of this 1935-nucleotide messenger RNA. Its product is annotated as retinal-specific phospholipid-transporting ATPase ABCA4-like. The record is from RefSeq and is a predicted model, not a curated record. Gene Ontology annotation, biological process: transmembrane transport; lipid transport. Gene Ontology annotation, cellular component: intracellular membrane-bounded organelle; membrane. NCBI's taxonomy places the organism in Eukaryota, Metazoa, Mollusca, Gastropoda, Physidae. Gene Ontology annotation, molecular function: ATP hydrolysis activity; ABC-type transporter activity; ATP binding.
AUGGGCAACACAAAAGUCGAUCCGACACCAAGACAGUCCACAUUGAGGCACACUACCACGUCCCAGGCGGCUUCAGCAAGCCAAAAACUGAGCACAAGCGUCAAGGAAAUGCCAGAUUUACAAGAAGAUGACAAGAUGGAUAAAGAGCAGAGUGUAGUCUUAGAGACUAAACCUGAUAGGAUAGCAGCAACAAACACAAGAGUCGAACUACACAUGUGUCAAUUCAAAGCUAUAUUAAUAAAAAGAAUGAUUAUUUUGAAACGGAGCUGCCUGACACUGAUAUCAGUGUUGCUGGUGAAUCUACUUUUGACUGCGGCGUACGUAGCAAGUACCUACGUUGACUUUACUCUGCCAAUGGACUUUAAGCUCAGUGACUACAAAAAUAUCACCAUCCUUGUUGGUAAACCAAGCGACAAAUACUCUGUGGCCGUCUACCACGGGUUGAUGUCUCUUCUUCCUCCUGACGUGCUUGUGGUAGAGCCCAACAGGUCAUUGGCAUUUAACAGAAAUAUAUUUCGAUGGGUCCGCGCCAACAGUAUGCGAAGAUACAAAACGGAGAUGAUGAUGGGCUUUGAGAUUAACCAACCACCAAGUCCUAGUAUCGUUCACUAUCAGGGUUAUUACGUCCACAGUGAGCCCGUCGCGGUAGAUCUUUUCCUGAACGCCCACAUCCGAGCCUGGCUUGGCACUAACUACUCCAUACAAAGCGGGGUUCUACCCGACCAUGUAUCUUCCAGAGAAAUCCAAAUGCCGAUGUUGAGUGUAAUGUGCAUCUUGUUAGCUCUACUCUCCUUGCACACAGUCAUAAUUAGCUGGUUGAUCAGCGAAAGAAAUAGUGGGGCCAGACAGCUUGAAGCUAUGACAGGAGUCCCAGUUUGGAUUUUCUGGUUCGCAAAUUACCUGUUUGAUAUCUGCCUUCAACUAGUUUUUGCUGCCAUGUUCUGGCCAGUCAUUCUGUGUCAGAAGUCGGUGAACAGACUAACUCUACACCUGCCAAUGCUCAUUUUCACUCAGCUGCUUUUUAUGCUGGACAUCCUCCCAUUCUGUUAUUUGUUCCAGACGUUUUUUCUAAGAAUCCCGAACGCAAUAAUCACUUUAAUUGUGUAUAUUGUAGUGAAUUUUUUAACGACUCUGAUGCUAAGUGAUAAAUCUUUCGAGGCGGAAUUCACCACUUAUGUGCUUUACGUUCUUGCGGUCACAUCGCCAUAUUCGAAAUAUUAUGUCGUUCCACUGGGGAUCGCACUUAAUACUUUACAAGAGUCGAUGGAAUAUACCAAAGAACACUCCAUAUUCUUUGCUAUACACGCACUAUGUGCCUGGGGUUUACUUUUCUUCAUGGAAUAUAAAAACACUAUAGGUCUAAGGUCUCAGGUCUUAGAAGGUCAACUUGUGAGUAAAAUUGAAAAGGCUGGAAGGGUAAUUGUUAAUAAAACAGUCACCAGUGCAGACGACGACGUAGAAGCUGAACAAAACCGCAUUUUAAAAACUGAUUUAAAGCUAUUGUUUGACACAGAUGCAUUAAUUCUGGUGAAUGUCAGCAAGAAAUAUAUUGUCAAGAACCAAGUGUUAACAGCAGUUGAAAAUACUUGCCUUGGGAUCCCCAAAAAUGAAUGUUUUGGACUUCUUGGACAAAAUGGCGCAGGGAAAACAACAACAUUCAAAAUACUGACGGGGGAAUAUGCUAGUACAUCAGGCGAUGUUUACUUCAACGGUCUCCAGCUUAAUUCUAACUUGUCUAAAAUCCAUCCAAUGUUAGGUUACUGCCCUCAGGACGAUUAUCUUCAUGGAGACCUCACAGGCAGGGAGUCGCUUUACCUGUUUGGUCGUCUGCGGGGAGUUCCAGAGAAAAGUCUUCCAGGUGUCACGAAUUACCUGAUUAGUGCUGUGUUACUGGACCUGCAUGCCGAUAAAGAGGCGAAAAAAUACAGGUUGUAA